Messenger RNA from Glycine soja, 3422 nucleotides. Its product is annotated as mechanosensitive ion channel protein 6-like. The record is from RefSeq and is a predicted model, not a curated record. Gene Ontology annotation, molecular function: mechanosensitive monoatomic ion channel activity. The transcript has 5 exons. Gene Ontology annotation, cellular component: plasma membrane. Gene Ontology annotation, biological process: transmembrane transport; monoatomic anion transport. NCBI's taxonomy places the organism in Eukaryota, Viridiplantae, Streptophyta, Magnoliopsida, Fabales, Fabaceae. The coding region runs from base 259 to 3039 and encodes 926 amino acids.
UUUAACGUUAAGAGCAGCGUCCCAUUAACCUAACCUAAACAGCAAUCAAUUUAAAAAAGAUCAUCGUCCUGGCCGCGUCGAUCCGCAUUAUACGCGUCCAACAAAGACCCUUUCAUUCUCUAUUCUCAAACUCCAAAAAGCAUUCCCGUUUUUUUUCUUGAACCAAACACUCACCUUCUUUCCCUUUCUCACUUACUCUUUUAUUAAUUUUAAAUUGAUAAUCCAAUCCAGCAUUUAUUCCUUUUCCACCUGAUACUGAUGCAAUCUAUCAGGAAGUCCUUUAAAUCUUAUGGUUCCUACAACAAACAUUCUAGGUUUUUUGGCGCCGGAAACACCGAUCCCGAACACGAGCAACUCCCCAUUCUCCACGACCAGGAAACCCUCCGCCAAUCCGCCAUGCCCGCCGGUGACUACGUCGUCAAAAUCAACGAGGACGGAAGCGAGGCCCCUCAGGACAACAAGAUUUGGCGCGAGUCCAGCUACGAAUUCUGGAAUAACGACACCACCACCACCACCAUCCCUGGCAGCAGCGAAGAGAGCUUCGAUUUCCGCCAUUCGGAGGACCCGCCGUCGCAGCUGAUCGGACGCUUCCUCCACAAGCAGCGAGCCUCCGGCGAGAUGCAGCUCGACAUGGAUUUGGAGAUGGAGGAGCUGCAGCGCGAAGGCGGCGACGACGACGACGACGGAAAGUUAACGCCGGUUGAGGAAUCUCCGAUGACACACCGCGUCUCGAGAGAGCUCAAGGUUUCCUUCGAGGAACCUGCCUACAAUGUGAAUUUCCUCGAAACGCAAAACGACGCCGUCAGAAGAAGGCACAGCAAGGACUCGCCGUCUCUCGCGGAGUUCCAACGCCCUCCCCAACCGCCGCAAUACGACCGUCGCCGGUCUCCCUCGCCGUCGCCAGCCUGCGGCGACGAGGUUGUUCGGUGCACCUCGAACGCUUCCUUCGAAAGAAACCUUUCCAUGCAGAGAAAAUCGGCCUUGUUGAAGGCCAAAACGAGGUCUAGGCUAAUGGACCCGCCCGAAGAACCCGACAGAAAAUCGGGUCGUGUUUUAAAAUCGGGUCAACUCCUAUCCGGGUUUUUGGGGAAGAAGAAUGACGAAGAGGAUGAUGAUCCGUUUUUGGAAGAGGAUCUUCCUGAUGAGUUUAAGGAGACUCAUUUCAGCUUGUGGAUUCUUCUCGAGUGGUUGAGUUUGAUUUCGAUCAUUGGGUUGUUGAUAACCACCCUUUGUGUUCCCUUUCUGAGGAACAAGAAUCUGUGGCAGCUUAGGUUGUGGAAAUGGGAGGUUAUGGUUUUGGUUUUGAUCUGUGGCAGGUUGGUGUCUGAUUGGGUUGUUAGGAUUGCUGUGUUCUGCAUUGAGAGAAACUUCCUUUUGAGGAAGAGGGUAUUGUAUUUUGUGUAUGGUGUGAGGAAGGCUGUUCAGAAUUGUGUUUGGUUGGGGCUUGUGUUGAUUGCUUGGCAUUUGUUGUUUGACAAGAGGGUGCAGAGGGAGACCCACAGUGAUUUCCUCGAGUAUGUGACUAAGGUGUUGGUGUGUUUCCUUGUGGGGACUUUGGUGUGGUUGUUGAAGACCCUUAUGGUGAAGGUGUUGGCUUCCUCUUUUCAUGUGAGUACCUACUUUGACAGGAUUCAGGAGUCGCUGUUUAAUCAGUUUGUGAUUGAGACGCUUUCAGGGCCGCCUUUGGUGGAGAUUCAGAAGGCCGAGGAGGAGGAGGAGAGGCUUGCUGAUGAGGUUCAGAAGCUUCAGAAUGCUGGGGUUACCAUACCCCCUGAUCUUAGGGCAUCUGCUUUUUCUAAUAUUAAGAGUGGCAGGCUGAGGAGUGGAAUGCUGCAGAAAAGCCCCAGAGUUAAGAGCGGCAAGUUUUCGCGGCCACUUUCCAAGAAGUCUGAUGAGGGGAAUGUGAUCACUAUGGAUAAUCUGCAUAAGCUCAAUCCCAAUAAUAUCUCUGCCUGGAAUAUGAAAAGGUUGAUGAACAUGGUCCGGCAUGGGGCUCUUUCUACCCUGGAUGAACAGAUUCUUGAUAACUCGAAUGAUGACGACAAUGCCACGCAAAUUAGAAGUGAAUACGAGGCAAAGGCUGCAGCUAAGAAAAUAUUUCACAAUGUUGCUAGGCGCGGCUGCAGGUAUAUAUACCCGGAUGACUUGAUGCGGUUUAUGCGAGAAGAUGAAGCUGCAAAAACCAUGAAUCUCUUUGAAGGAGCUUCUGAAGCUGGGAAAAUCAGCAAAUCAGCCUUGAAGAACUGGGUGGUUAAUGCCUUCAGGGAAAGGAGAGCACUUGCUUUGACAUUGAAUGAUACCAAAACGGCAGUGAACAAACUUCAUCGAAUGCUCAAUUUUAUAGUUGGAAUUAUUAUACUGGUUAUUUGGCUCUUGAUAUUGGAACUUGCCACCACCAAAUUUCUUCUCUUUGUGAGCUCACAGGUUGUCGUGGUUGCAUUUAUAUUUGGAAACACCUGCAAGACCAUAUUUGAAGCAAUUAUUUUCUUAUUUGUCAUGCACCCAUUUGAUGUGGGAGAUAGAUGUGAAAUUGAUGGGGUUCAGAUGGUUGUAGAAGAAAUGAACAUAUUGACAACCAUAUUUCUGAGAUUUGAUAAUCAAAAGGUCAUCAUCCCUAACAAUGUCCUUGCUACCAAGGCCAUAUAUAACUAUUACCGGAGUCCUGACAUGGGAGAUGCUAUCGAAUUCUGUGUACAUAUAUCUACCCCAGUUGAAAAGAUUUCACUCAUUAAACACAGAAUACAAAGUUACAUUGAUAACAAGAAGGAGCACUGGUAUCCUUCACCUUUAAUUGUAUACAGGGAUUAUGACCAAUUAAACAUGGUGAGGUUGGCUAUCUGGCCAACUCAUAGAAUGAACUUCCAAGACAUGGGAGAAAGGUUUGUGAGGAGAUCCCUUUUGCUUGAAGAGAUGAUCAAGAUUUUCAGGGAGCUUGACAUUAAUUACCGGCUCUUGCCCAUGGACAUUAAUGUGAGAGCCACUCCUACCACUUCUGAUCGGCUUCCACCUAGUUGGACAUCAGUUCCAACUCCAAGUUGAGUAGAAGAAGGAAAUUCAUAACCUCAUGUCAUCUUGUGUGUGUGGAAAACCCGCGGCAUUAACUGCUAGGAAAUGCUAUAUUUUAGCUGGAUAGCAUAUUGUAAAGAGAGGGUCUUUUGUUUUUAGAUUAGCUUGAUAUGUACUGAGGUUAGUUUGUAGUAGCUAUGAAGCCAUGCCUAGGUUUCCCAUGUAGUAGUUUUGUUCAAAUGAUUAGAGGGUUAAUCGCUACGUCUUUUAUACUAUAACCAUAUUCAGUAUAAGAUUUCUAUAUGUCUACCUUCUGUCCCAACAUAAGAGAGCUAAUUAGUUUCUAAUCGCUUCUUAUGAAUUCACGUGUUUUAAUUUAAAGCGCUAAGUUAUAUAUAGUGGACUAUUUAUAGCAA